Impatiens glandulifera is the source of this 2127-nucleotide messenger RNA. RefSeq lists its product as uncharacterized. The coding region runs from base 1 to 2127 and encodes 708 amino acids. Lineage: Eukaryota; Viridiplantae; Streptophyta; Magnoliopsida; Ericales; Balsaminaceae. The record is from RefSeq and is a predicted model, not a curated record. The transcript has 15 exons.
AUGAAAAUAAUUGGCCAGGAGACAACCAAAACAUCAUGGGAUGACUUGAAGCAAGAAGGAAUUGUAAAAACAAUAGAGACCAAUAAUGGUGAAAUAAUCGAUUGUGUUAACAUAGAUAAGCAACCAUCAUUUGUUAAUUCUCUAAUUAAGGAUUUACAGCUCGAUAAAGGUGAAAUAAUUGAUUGUGUUGAUAUCUAUAAACAACCAGCAUUUGAUAAUCCUCUGAUAAAAGAUUUACAGAUGGAACCUAAUUACUAUCCUUUUGGAAACAAAUUGGAUUCAAAUCUGACAUUAAAAAUGCUUCAAGAUUGGCAUAAAUAUGGAGAAUGUCCAGAAGGUACUAUCCCGAUAAGAAGAAGAAAAAGUUAUGACCAUCCUUACCACAAAAGGCGUUCUCUCAUGAUGCGACAACAAAUCAAUCAAAGUUUUAGUAAAGAUAUCGGUCAUGAGCAUGCUAUAGUAAGUGAUCAAGGAUCUUCUUACUAUGGAGCCAGUGGAAUAUUUAAUGUAUGGAACCCUCAGACAGAAGAUAACGAGUUUAGCUUGUCCCAAAUGUGGAUCGUUACAAGUUAUAAUAAGGAAGAUUUUUACAACAAUCUCAACAGCAUUGAAGUUGGAUGGGCGGUCAAUCCAAUUACUUACAAAGAUAAAGAAACAAGACUCUUCAUAUAUUGGACGAACGAUGGGUAUAGUAGAACAGGAUGCUAUGAUCUUAAUUGCAAAGGUUUUGUCCAAACAAGUAGUACGCAUGCAUUAGGCAUGGAAAUAAAACCAGUGUCGACAUUUGGUGGAGAAUCGAGGGUGAUACCAAUUAACGUAUUCAAGGAUAAAAUGGGAGAUAAAUGGUGGCUUCAAGUGCUAGGUUCCAUAGUAGGGUAUUGGCCUGCAGUUAUCUUUCCCGACUUAAAAAACAAUGCUAAUCUUGUCGAAUGGGGUGGGGAGAUCUUGAAUCGAAAAAAUGAUGGAUACCAUACGACUACUCAAAUGGGUAGUGGUAAAUUCCCCGAAAAAGGCUUUAGUCAAUCAUGUUACAUUCAUUCCUUAAAAGUACUUGAUGAUGGUUUAGUUCCGAGAGAUCCAGGAAACUUGGUAGAUAACGAUGAAAUAAUUGAUUGUGUUGAUAUCUAUAAACAACCCGCAUUUGACGAUCCUCUAAUCAAAAAUGAUUUCCAGAUGGAACCUAGUUCCUAUCCUUUUGGAAUGAAAUUGGAUUCAAAUUUGACAUUAGAAAUACUUCAAGAUUGGCACAAAAAUGAAGAAUGUCCAGAAGGCACCGUGCCUAUAAGAAGAAAUACAAGUUAUGGCAAUUUUCACCCGAUUAAGUCUUCUCAUUUUAUGCGUCAACAAAUUAAUCAAAGUCUUAGCCAAGUGGGCGAACACCAGUAUGCUUUAGUAAUUGAUGGAGGAUCUCCUUACUAUGGAGCCUCUGGAGUAUUUAAUUUAUGGAACCCUAGGACAGAAAAUACCGAGUUAAGCUCGUCUCAAAUGUGGAUCAUUACAAGAUAUGAUAACGAGUACGACAAUUAUAACACCAUUGAAGUGGGAUGGAUGGUUUAUCCAGAACUUUACAAAGAUAAACAAACAAGACUCUUCAUAUGUUGGACGAGAGAUGGAUACCAAACAACUGGUUGCUAUGACCUUACUUGCAGCGGUUUCGUCCAAACAAAUAGAAACUAUGCAUUUGGCUUGCCACUAAGACGAGUUUCAAUAGAAGGUGGAGAAAUGAGAGAGAUAUCAAUUGACGUAUUCAGGGAAGAACAUAGAUGGUGGCUUCUAGUGCAUGGUACCAUAUUAGGUUAUUGGCCCACGGCUAUCUUUACGGAUUUAAAGAAGCAUGCUAAUAUUGUCGAAUGGGGUGGAAAGAUCGUGAAUAACAAAAAUUAUGGCUACCACACAAGUACUCAAAUGGGUAGUGGUGAAUUCCCAAAUAAAGGCUUUGGUAAAUCAUGUAACAUUCAUUCCUUAAAAGUGCUUGAUGGUGGUUUAAUUCGACGAGAUCCUGGAAACUUGGGAAAAAUAAUAACGAAGCCGGCAUGCUAUGACUUAACACUUACAAAAAACAGGGGAUCAUCAUUUGAAACACAUAUAUUCUUUGGAGGUCCGGGAUUUUCUCCAACAUGUCUAUGA